UUAGCUUCUCUCUCUGUGGCUUAGCUUCUCAAUCACCGAUGUUGGGCGCCACCACCUAUCCUAGGCCAUCCUCUUUCUUCUGCAACAACUUCCAGAGCCCAAACAGUAACCCUAAAUCCUCCGUGCAGCAACAAAUUUCGUUGAAAUGUCGCUGUCGCGUCGUCGGAUCAUUGCCCGACCACUCCGAGGGAGCAAAGGUUGAGUAUAAUCCAUGGCUUAUCGCUGGGCUUGGAAACCCUGGUAACAAAUACCAUGGAACUAGACACAACGUGGGAUUUGAGAUGAUCGAUUGCAUUGCUCGGGCGGAGGGGAUCAGAUUGAAUACUAUACAGUCCAAGGCAUUGUUUGGAAUCGGCUCAUUUGGUAAGGUGCCAAUUUUGUUGGUGAAGCCGCAGGCUUACAUGAACUUUGUCGGAGAAUCGAUAGGAUCACUUGCUGCAUAUUACCAAGUCCCCUUGCGGCAUAUCCUAUUGAUAUAUGAUGAAAUGAGCUUGCCUAAUGGUGUCUUGAGGCUUUCACCAAAGGGUGGUCAUGGACAUCACAAUGGAGUUAAAAGUGUCAUCAGUCAUUUGGAUGGUUGUCGGGACUUCCCGCGUUUAUGCAUAGGUGUUGGGAACCCGCCUGGGAAAAUGGAUUUGCGAGCUUUUCUGCUACAAAAAUUUAGUUUGGUGGAACGGGAACAGGUGGAUGUUGCACUCGAGCAAGGAGUGGAGGCUGUUAGGACCGUUGUACUGAAGGGCUUUGAUGCCAGCAUCAGCAGAUUCAACUUGGCUCAAAAGUAUAAAUUUCAUAAAGUUUGAGACUGCCUUUUUUU
Molecule: messenger RNA, 814 nt
Organism: Phalaenopsis equestris
Lineage: Eukaryota; Viridiplantae; Streptophyta; Magnoliopsida; Asparagales; Orchidaceae
Product: chloroplastic group IIB intron splicing facilitator CRS2-B, chloroplastic
Exons: 8
Coding region: 39-800 (253 amino acids)
Molecular function (GO): peptidyl-tRNA hydrolase activity
Source: RefSeq, a predicted model, not a curated record